AUGCAUGGCAGCAUAGUGAAUCGCAUGGUUUACGAAGGAGAGGAACUUUUCGAGGAUUAUUGGUCUUACAAGCACUGCGAUUGGGCUAUUACAGGCAUUCAAUUCCUUCGUGUUCAAUCCCGGCCACCUGAGCUAGAUGUAGAAGCAGUUGCACGAGAUAAAGCACUCGGUACUGCUGAGAUCGUACUUUCGCGUGGUCAAUUCGAAACUUACGUUGAGAGCCAUCUCGCCACACCGCUGGAUAAAUCCUUGUUAGUGUGUUUGGCUUUAUGGGGAUCAUUCGAUCAAAAGCGAGAUAGUUGGGUGAUUAAAAUUCCAAGCGAGCAAGAAUAG
Molecule: messenger RNA, 333 nt
Organism: Didymodactylos carnosus
Lineage: Eukaryota; Metazoa; Rotifera; Eurotatoria; Philodinida; Philodinidae
Source: the annotation of a GenBank genome assembly